Rhea pennata is the source of this 5018-nucleotide messenger RNA. Its product is annotated as RING finger protein 151-like. The coding region runs from base 429 to 1292 and encodes 287 amino acids. The transcript is spliced from 9 exons. Gene Ontology annotation, molecular function: zinc ion binding. The record is from RefSeq and is a predicted model, not a curated record. Lineage: Eukaryota; Metazoa; Chordata; Aves; Rheiformes; Rheidae.
CGAGCCGAGCCGAGCCGAGCCGAGCCGGUGCGGGGCAGCGGCGGGCUCGGCUUUGGCGGGCUCGGCUUUGGCGGGCUCGGCUUUGGCGGGCUCUGCCCUCCCCUGCCGUGGGGGCGCCCCGGGAGCCGUGCUGCGGAUGGGGCUGGGGCUGGAGCGGGGCCGAAGUGGCGACCGUUACACCUGGGCGGGCCGCUGCUCGCCCUCCGCCUGCGCGGGCCUGGCCAGUUUUGUAGGCAGUGCAGGCUGGAAGUUGUGUCCCUGUGCCUGACAGAUGGUGGCUUCUUCAGCUGUUUUCUGGAAGAGAUCAAAGGGAUAACGGUUUAACACCUGCAAAUUCCAGCUCCACAGGGAUACUGUUGCUUGUAACAGCCAGGCAAUGGGCAAGCUUGAGGACUAGAGAAAGCAAAGGUUGAAAGUGUGCGGAAGGCAUGGGCUAUGAUAUUGAACGUUUUGUUGGCUACGUUAAUGAAGGACUGCUAUGCUCCAUCUGCCGAGAUGUGUUAGAAGAUCCAUUACAGGCUCCAUGUGAGCAUGCUUUCUGUACUGCUUGUAUACAUGGGUGGCUCAUUCAUCACAGUAACUGCCCUGAAGACAGACAAACACUUGAUGUGUCUUUACUACGACCUCUCUACAGAUAUAUGAAAAACGAUUUAAAUCGUCUUCAGCUACAUUGCAAAAACAGAGAGUAUGGCUGUGGAAUGGUUUGUUCUCUAGAGUCUAUAGACAGGCAUGAAAGGGAAUGUGAAUACAGUCAGAUACUUUGCUCCAAUGCUGGUUGUACAGUUCAGAUUGAACGACGUAAUUUAGACGGUCAUUUGGCAGUGUGUGAAUAUCGGAGUCGUGAGUGCCCCAAUGGUUGUGGUUACACCAUUCUCAGCGCAGAAGAUACCCAGCAUAAUUGUGUAGCAGAGCUAAGAACUGAGCUAGAACUACUUCGGUCAGAAAUGAUCUGCAGAGUGGAGGAGGCAAAGCAUGAGAUGGAGUCCAGAUUAGAUUCACAGAGAAGACAUAUGGUCCAGAAAGAGAGUAUUCUGCAAAAUGAAAUAGAAGAACUAAAGAGUCAGAUGUCACGAAUGAUGUCGGAUGUACGGUCUUUAAUGGCUGCAGAGAGACAGCAUCGUCAAGAGCUGGAGCAGGCAGAGCUAGAGAAGCGCGAAUUAAUGGAGCUUCUGAAAGGCCUACAGAAAGACUGUCGAUUAAAUACUACAGAAGGAAGCAAGAAGUCAAACUUCCGUCCUCUGACGCGGCUAGAAAGUGUAAAACGAAAACCUAGGGAAGUUACGGUUAUCUAAAUAGACGUUUAAAGCUACUUGAACAUCAGUAUCCACAAUGGACAAAAAUUUGCCCAGUCAUAUGGACUUCGGACUUCCUUACUAGUAGUCAAGUAUACUAUACAAGAAGAAUUUAUAGUAGACCCACAAAUUGUGGAACAAGGGGGUACUUGCCUGUAAGGCAUUGGAAAAUUUGUACAGUUCAAAGAGUUUUCUCUAAACUUCUCACACAGCCUAUUUGUGUUGUUUUCAGUGCUAUAAUUGAGCCAUAUUCUGUCCUCUGUUGCAGUUCUUCAGUGGAGUAACUAGGGGGAAACUUGGCCUCCUGUUUAAUGAAUGUGCUAAAUCAGUCCUGAACUUUCAGGAAAAUGGUAUGCAGGUGCAACAGUCUUAAUAAGCUAGUUUUCUAGUUUAGGAGCAAAUUCACUACUGUGUGUGCCUUGCUGUCACUCAGAUCAAAGCUUUCAUGGCUAACAAUGUAACCAAAGAGAGAGACAGCAACCUUCUUUAGCACGUACACUACAUUAUAAAGAAGUGUGGUUAGAGCUCUCUUAAUUAAAUUUCAGGCAUUAAUAAAACCUUCUAAUUCACUUUUUUCAUUAGUGCCACUGAAAGGAAAUGUAUACCUGUUCAGCUGUUGUGCGUACUUAGAAAUUGAUUGAAAUAACUCUCCUGUAAAGGUUUUUUCUGGAAGAAAACAUUCAUAGCUAUUUCCAAAUUUUAUUUGUUUUUUUUUUUUGUUUGUUUGUUUGUUUUAGUUCACACUUAAAUUCUAGAUGGAAUUACAAUUGUUGACAGUAUUUAGAUCAUUACAGUAAUUUUUCCCAACUCAUGACAUAGAGAUGUCAUAGUACAUCUCUUAAGCAGCUAUAUCUAACAAUAUGAGACAGUAAAAUAGUAGCUGAUUUAACCUUCAUUCACACCAAGUAUUCAGUGGUCACUACACAAACAUCAGUGGACACAUUAAAGUAGUUAGAACCUAGAAAUGUUUUUAUUAUCUUGUGCUCUAAAUAAGCAAGCUGUUAGUGUUUGUGGUCUUUGUGGUUCUGUUUCAGCAUUCACUAAUUUUGAAGCUGCUUGGCCAUUCCAGAUUUCAUGCAUUAGAAUCAGUGUUUUUUCCGGAUGUUUUGCCGUGUACUGUAACUGUGUGGUUCUUUGAUGUAACUUUAUAUACCUUGCUUAAAGUGAAAGAAGAAAAUUCCUUCAAAAUCCUGUAUCCUUCAUCCUAUCAAGAUGAGCUGGAUCAUCCUUCCUGAAUUGGAGGACAGUAUGAUCAUCUUAUCUUUUACAUUCUGACCACAAAAAAGAACAUUAUUAGCUCCAUGCUUUUUGCCUAACUGGGUCUCUGUAUUUGUUUUUAGUUAUAAAUAAGAGGGUGACAUUCCUAAUUUUAGUGCAGAAAAUAGGGUUUAUUUAAUAUUUACUUAGCAUUUGGUCUGCUGUCUGUAUCCUAAGGGGACAGACAUAAAACUCCACAAGAAAACUACUCCUCGGUGUAAAGUAAGCACUUUCUGCUAUGCAAUGUAUGUAGCUCCUAGUUGUCAGCAUGGAGUUUGAACUUCCAGUGUUCAAAAAUGAGAUUCUUUGGGCCCAUCUGCAGGUGAAAUGACCUGUCAGCUUAGAUUUCCAUAAAGCACUCAGUGAUAUUUUUAAUGGAGGUAUAUUAGCAAAUAACACCAGAUAUCUCCAGUUAUACUGGAAAAUCAUUCAAUUCUGAGGUUAAUCACUUUCCUUCGUGAUGAUAACUGAUGCAAUUAAGAUUUUCUUCUGCUAAUGAACCACUCACACAUGGGGUUGUGUAUGUGUGAAUACAGUCACCAUUUUACCUAUUUCUUAAACUAGAGUGAAAUUAAAUAGCCAGUUAUAUUAGAAUUUUAUCUAAAUUUAGGCUUUCCAAUCUCAAUUGUUACUAAAAGCUGUAAUACAUGACAGAAGCAAAAGGUUUUUUUCCUUUCAAAUACUCUGUUAAUCCUCUUCAUAAAAACUAAGGGUCCAAAUAUUGUAGCAGACAAGUAAGUAAGACAAGCGCAGAUGUUCACUUUGAAAUACAUAGUUCCCUAGUCAAAAUCAUAUUUUAGGAUUAUAUGAAAGACUGCUAAAAUUGUAUUACAGGAAAGUUCAAGCAUUGAAUUACUCAUAACAAGGUUCCUAAAUAUUCUCAGACUGAUUCACAUCUUGACUGUUUCCUCGCAGUGGAGACUGUGCUGAUAGGGAGUUGAACAGUUACUCAAAUGGACCAGUAACCAUUAGUGGCUUCUAAUAGCACUUUGCAGCUAGAAAAAGGAGAGCACAAACUGUAGAGGAGGCCCAGGUUAAUGGAGGGCAGCAAGAAAGAGUAACUGCAGUUCUGUCAACUUCCCUCAGCCUGAGAGCAAUGAUUCAGCUGCACCUGACCUGACCAGGUGCCUGUGUACCAGCUCACCAUUAUAACUGUUAGCUUGUUAGCUUGUGGCAUUACAAUUAAAAUAGCAUUAGAAUUAAAAGGAAAUGAAACCUUUAUCCACAACUAAGUGGGUACUAAAGGCACCAGUACCAAACCUGGGAGAUUCUCUAAUAAAACUCUGAUAGAGAACAAGUCAUCAAGUACAUGAAAUUACAAGGAGUUGAGCAAAUCCCAACAACCACGUUGAACUGGGUAAUAGUAACACUAAAGGUCUAUAUUAAUUAGCAUUUUAAAGUCAGUGGUAAGUUUAUCUUUGAAAGAAAAUCAAAAUUUAAUCAGAAUUUACAUGUUUGUUCUGAAGACGUAAGAGGUCAAUUCAGAUAUAUUUAAAUUAGCUCCCUUACGCUGACUUCUGCGUUUGAGAGGUCAAGUUCACAACAUGCUUCCUCCGCUUCAUUCAGUAUUAAAUCUACAUGCCCUGUCCUCCUUUCCUCCCAAAGCAAAAUACUGUCCAUGGGCUUGGCCAGUAUGGACCAUUGUGGCGAGGCUUUCAUUCUAUAGUGAAAGGGGACAGGAAUUUUUGGGAAAGCUUCUUCUAGGUUUAAAUGACUUUCCAAAAGGUUUCUAGAAUAAACAAACACACAUCUAAGAUGUAGUGGUAAUCACAUCUGCUUUACAUGCUGAAGGUCCUGGGUUCAAGCCUCAGUGGAACGAGCACCAGGAGAUCUGUGGGAGGUUGGACUAGAUGAUCUCCAGAGGUCCCUUCCAACCUUCCUGAUUCUGUGAUUUCUAUCAAUCAGAGCUGUACAGUAGAGUUUUGCUGGCCUUACUAAUUAAGCAAAGUGUUUUUAGUUAGUAUGAUUCUAGUACUAGAUUAAUAGUCAUUUAAGACAGAUAAAUUUAACAGUUCCUGAUAUAAAUUAGAAUGGGGAGCCUUGCAAAUUAAAUUUUCCAUAUGCUGUUCUCCUUGAUGCUUUUGGCAUGGUGCUUUUCUACAGCUGUUUUAUUUAGAAGUGCUGGAUAAUACUUAAAUGGAGCAGUACUAGCCUUUUUCUUCCUCAUGUAUUGCUUCUUGGAUGAAUAAUGGUAGGUCAGGGAGAUUUUAUCGCACAGAUGGAUGCCUUCAUAAAGACCUACAAUUCUAUGCAACUUUAUAUUAACAAAUAAACACUGAAUUGUCUUCCAGCAUUAUGGUUCACUGCCAAUCUAUUUACAUUUUCUACCUUUAUAUAUACAAGAAGGAUAAAACAGUGGUAUCUUGGACCUUAAACUCUAGUCUGUAAAAGAAACAAUAACAGUAUUUGUAUCAAUUUGAAAUACGCUUUGUAUAAAAGUUGAAUUAAUAAAGGGUGUGUGUGUAUAUA